GCAUAAAUUAAUACAACCGCAUCAGCCAAGUAAGCUGUUAAGCGUCCUUGCUCGAACCUGGAACCAGCUGUCUGCUGCUAGUGCCGAGGCGCCCAGGCAACCUGGUACACCAACCUCUAAUCAUAAGGGCUACGUGGGUGUACCGUGUCACAGUUGAAAUGUAGAGUUGUUGUAUCAAGGGCCUCAACCUUUCACUUGAAGCGCUGAACGGUGGUAUAUCUAGCACGAACACUAGAUUGUUAUAACCCAAGGGCUAACAUCCUCUACUCGUUCACGCUCAACUCUCAAACAUGACUGUAGUCUCGAAUGAUCCUAGUUGGUGGCCGUUCAUCAAUUCGUAUCUUUUUCUCAGCUACUGGAUAGUUGCCGCAGGCCUCGUGGUGGUAUACGAUUGGGUACUAACACUCGGAGAAGAGAUUGAACUGAUCUGGACGCAACGUUGGUCUCUUAUGACUGUGCUGUACCUGGUUAUACGUUAUGUUGGAAUACCAUAUUCUGUUGUCAACGUUCUGGCAAAUAUGACAAUUGUCUCGCUGACAGAUGCAGUGAGCAAUAUCAUGUACAUCACAAUAAAUGUGAUAAAUUUGGUCGUAACCGCCAUGUUGGGCGUCAUCAUGAUCGCUCGGUUGUAUGCCAUGUACCAGGGAUCUGGGAAGAUGCUUAUCCUUCUUGUCAUUGUUUUCCUGGCUGUGAACAUCGCCUGCGGAGUAAUCGCGAUAAUAGGACUCAAGUAUGAUUUCGUAUCGGAGAAGCUAAUACUCUCUGGCAUUCAGAUAUGCGGUGGAUAUGAUGGGGAUGCUCAGCUUCUGGUGUCAAUGGUCUGGAUCCUCAACACUGUUUGGGAGGUCUUCGCACUGUGUCUUUCGGUCUGGAUCGCUACUAAGCACUUCCGUGACCUGCGACGACUCGGCCCAUUGACGGGAUCUACCAUCGGGGAUUGUUUCAGAGUGCUCAUAGGAUCUCACGUGCUUUAUUUUGCAAGCUUUGCUGGUGUCUCUUGCUUCCAGCUUGUUAUUCUCUCUCCAGAGCUUGAGAAUUCAAAUUCCAUUGGAGUUGAGAUACUCGGUGGUGCUAUUCAAAUUUUAUUGUCCGUGCAGAUGUUUGUGCUGGGACCACGCCUCAUCCUUAGCGUUCGACAAUAUCACGCCAAACUCGUGGCCGUAUCCGACGCAGAAACUAGCAUGAAUUCGAUCGUCUUCCAGGAGCGUGUACAUGUACCAACUAGCAGUACUGUGUAGGAAGUGGUUGCGGAGUGUUCCGCAUGGAGGAGAUAUUUGGUCGAGGAUCCAUCGCAAUAUUUAUUCUAGUUAGUUAUGGUG
This is a messenger RNA of Suillus plorans, 1319 nucleotides long. RefSeq lists its product as uncharacterized. The record is from RefSeq and is a predicted model, not a curated record. Bases 291 to 1238 code for a protein of 315 amino acids. The transcript has 14 exons. NCBI's taxonomy places the organism in Eukaryota, Fungi, Basidiomycota, Agaricomycetes, Boletales, Suillaceae.